Olea europaea var. sylvestris is the source of this 1991-nucleotide messenger RNA. RefSeq names its product E3 ubiquitin-protein ligase RBBP6. Lineage: Eukaryota; Viridiplantae; Streptophyta; Magnoliopsida; Lamiales; Oleaceae. Gene Ontology annotation, cellular component: Ino80 complex. The coding region runs from base 179 to 1708 and encodes 509 amino acids. Gene Ontology annotation, biological process: chromatin remodeling. The transcript has 6 exons. The record is from RefSeq and is a predicted model, not a curated record.
ACAUUCUAUUGUGGUUGGGAAUGCAGGAGUAAAUGUUUUUGAGGGAUUAUCUAGUAUAACGAUUCAAAGUUUUGAUACCUUUGGCAGUCUACAUUGGUCGAAUGCUUUUAUCCCACUUAAACAUUUAAUUUUCACGCGUACAACGAUAAGCAAUUGUGAUUAAGAGUCUUUUGAGACAAUGGAUCACUUUAGGCCACCUCAAAUUGACAGUAUUGGAGUUACUAUAAGAAAAAAGAGGAGCCAGACUUUACGCCGUCCUAGACCCGAGCCUCAGUCACUCCCUGAUCAAUCCUCCAUGUCACCAACACAGCUUUCAGAUGACUCGAGUAAGAUUUCUAGCGAUGAGACCGGUGAUGCAAAUUCUAGAGGGAAAAUGUUCAAUCUCAAUCAGUGUGUAUCGAGACCAUUUCCUACUAGUGGAUCUGAUGGUGGAUUGAAUUCAUUAGAUAGUAAUGGUGUGUCUGGGGAUGGAAUGGAAAAUGAGAACAAACUGAAGAAAGUUAAGCUGAAGGUUGGUGGUGUGACACGCACAAUACAAACCAAUUCCAAUUCUAAUGGUGCAUUAGGCACAGGCAGUGCAUCUUCGGCAAAGGCCAAUCAAUCAUCAGAUUCUCGACAGCGGCAGAAACUCAUCCUCCAGGAACAUUCCAAUGAACAUCAUUCUCCAGCUCAAGAUAAGAAAAAAGGGAUCCCCUGGAAGGGUUUCUCCAAAGGUGAUUUUGGUAUUAGGAAGGAGGAUAAAGGGGGGAUGCUUGCAAAGAAUGCCUUUGAAAAGCAAGGAGAGAAGUCAGAUCCCGUUCGUAAGAGCAGAAGGAUGCCUAAAAAACGUGUUUUAGAUGAGGAAUUUGAUGAAGAUGAUCAAGAUGAUGAGAUCAGAUACCUAGAAAAGCUUAAAACUGCAAAGAUAGCAGGACAUAAAGACACCAACACAGAAUCAACCAGAAAACAGCGGAAAGAUGGGAAGUUGGAAAACAUUGAAGGCACGGGGAAGUCUGGUAGGGAUUUUAAAGAGUCCAAACCCGAUGACACGGAUUAUGAGGAGGAAGAACUUUUGUCUGAUGGUGAGCCUGAAGGAAAGACGAAGAAAAAACAAAAGAAGGAUCUCUCAGAUCUACCACCAGAAAACAAGAGGGAAUUGACUCUCACGACGCGCCAGCGGGCUCUUUUAAGCAAGGAUGCCUCUUCUGAAUCUGGUGCAAGUCAAAUUGAAUUCCCAAAUGGAUUACCGCCUGCUCCACCUCGAAAGCAAAAGGAGGAGUUGUCAGAAAUGGAACAACAGCUGAAGAAAGCUGAGAUUGCUCUAAGGCGUAAAAUGCAAAAUGAGAAAGCAGCACGGGAGUCAGAGGCUGAGGCAAUUAGAAAAAUACUUGGCCAAGAUUCCAGUAGGAAGAAGCGAGAAGAUAAAGUGAAGAAGCGCCAGGAAGAAUUGGCACUGGAGAAGGCUGCCAAUGCUCAAAUGCUAGCAUCAAGCACCAUUAGAUGGGUCAUGGGCCCAACUGGGACCACUGUCAUUUUUCCGCAAGAUAUGGGUUUCCCCAAAAUUUUUGAAUCCAAGCUUUGCAGUUAUCCUCCACCACGCGAAAAAUGUGCUGGCCCUUCUUGUACCAAUCCAUACAAAUACCGGGAUUCCAAGUCAAAGCUUCCUCUCUGCAGCCUCCAAUGCUACAAGGCAAUUCAUGAAAAGACGCAUGUCGAAAAGGCCUGCUAAGGUUGUGGUUUGUGUUGCUAUUGCUUUCGUAUGUGAAGGAAGAUAUUCUUGCUCGUGUCAAUAUAUCGAGGCCUUAAGAGACACUGUUUCCAAGCUAUAUUAUUUCUCGUAAGCUAGAAAGAAUAUGGGAACUCAGAUGGUCCUGGAAACCUAAAUUACCAUGAUUUUUUGUUUCUGUGUUCACUAUAUUUUGAGUUCUAUGUUUGGAUGGUAUUAUCACUUCCCCUUAGUAAAUAUAGGGUCUAUUUGGUAGUGAUUAUAAGAAUUGAUUUUUUGACUGUUA